CAGGUCAAAUCGGCACCGGUUUUCUCGAGUGUUUGAUUGAACAAGCUCCGAUGUGAUUCUUGGAUCCAUGCAGUGACCAACUCGCCAGGAGCAUUGACGCAUCCAAUAUGGUACCCGAAUUGGAAAGAACCAAGUGUCACCGCAAAGAUGGCAAACGCCAAAGAACCCGUCAUCCGGCCCUAA
Messenger RNA from Haemonchus placei, 183 nucleotides. The record is from the annotation of a GenBank genome assembly. NCBI's taxonomy places the organism in Eukaryota, Metazoa, Nematoda, Chromadorea, Rhabditida, Trichostrongylidae.